GUUUACCUCUGGAUCAGGUGGUUGAACAUGUUGUUCUGGUAGUACGCCAUCAUGAGUCUGAUGGCUCCUGAUCGGUUUGUGAAUGUGCACGAAUCUCUUGCUCCUGAUGCUGCCACUGCUGUGUUAUUUGAUGAGGGCGAAGCACUGUUUCCUCGCGAGUUCAGGAACGGGGGGGAUUUGGCGCGAGGACCCUUUUUUUUCGCUAUCCGUUGGUUUGUAGGGCAGAUAGCUUCCGAAGGAUACACCAGGGUGUGGUCUGCUGAUAGGUGGAGGGAGAAGACCAAGGGCAGAGCAGAAAGAGGAGAGAGUGUAGUGGAGGUGAAGGAUAAAAGUGCGGUGAUGUCAAGCCGGAGGAGAAGAAAAGGAAAAAGAACAGGGACAGGGACAGGGACAAGAACAGGGACAGAAGCGCAGGUCGGUAAUGAGCAUGAAUUCUCUUUUCACGCUCCGUUUGUGAUUCCUUCUCCGUUGAUGUAUUCGACAAAAAGACCGACGGUGGACUAUCACAUUCAAACACGUAGUUCCCUGCUGCUGUUCUGUUCACUCCCUUGUCUUUGCACUCUUCAAUCGCAUCCACAUACACAUGCCCACAUAAAUGGACCUGGGAUGUUGACAAGGACGGUUCUCAGAUCGCAAUAAUCGGUACACGUUACAUACAUACGCGGAUUGCAUGGUGUACAUUGCGCUGAGUGAAAUAUCUGUACAUGUAUGGAUAAAAAAACAUCCCAACAGCCGAAUUUGAACUUUCUUGUAUCGUAGGGGGAGGGCCAUAGUCUUGUAAAGUGUAUGAUUUUGCACCACAAAGUCUUGGCUAACCUUAUUCAGAUGAAUAUUAUCCUGUGGUGCUUAUGGUGCCCCUGUUCUUCUCGGCUGUAAUAAUUCCAUGGUGUCCUGUUGCACCUUUCUUAAUCGCGUGUGUCCUUACUCAGUCAGCUUGUCCCUGAGACGCGGCAGCAGGCAUGCAAGACAAAAAUUUUAAGGUUCCGCAACGUGUACCGCCUAUGAUCAAU
This is a messenger RNA of Gamsiella multidivaricata, 1010 nucleotides long. RefSeq lists its product as uncharacterized. Lineage: Eukaryota; Fungi; Mortierellomycota; Mortierellomycetes; Mortierellales; Mortierellaceae. The transcript has a single exon. The record is from RefSeq and is a predicted model, not a curated record. The coding region runs from base 52 to 639 and encodes 195 amino acids.